UAAAAGCUAUAUCAUUUUCAUCAGAAUAUACUUACGUUUCAGUUGACAUUGACAGACUUGGAUUUUGUUCAGCCUCCACAUGAGACAAGGUGUUCAGACCAUGUGACCUGCUGGUCGCUCUAUUGUAGAUCCUGCGACAUUGUGCGUACAGAUUCAGUCACGGAGCAGCCGGCACUUCCGUGAGAACGGCGUGCCAAGACAGGAAUGGCAUUGGGUUUUAACUUUUAGGCAAAAUCCUCGGGAGAAGACGACGUGGAGACAAAGUUUGGCCACAAUGAAUUCCUCUUUGAAUUGGUCUAUCACGGCAAACGGAAGUGUUACGGUUCCAGAAAACAGCCUCUUCAGUGUUAUUGUGUUGAUAGAUGCUAUAUCAUGCGUUUUUCUCGUGAUUGGAAAUUUCUUCAUCCUAGCUCUUAUUCGGAAGAAGCGCCUUUUAGGCAGGUCUACUAACGUGUUCAUUUUUUCUAUUGCGGUGGCGGACUUCCUCAACGGUUCAGUAGCCAUCCCAACGCACAUCUUAUUUCUGUACCAAAAAGAGACAAUCUAUUUGUGUAAAUGUUUCCGGUUUGUGAGUUUUAUUUCUAAGACAGUGGUGCCCUACUCUAUCGUGUUCAUGACAGCGGAGAAGACCAUGAGGAUUCUCUGCCCCACCCGUGAGAUCGUGACCGUGGCCCGCUGCAUGUUCUGCACCAGUCUCCUCUGGUUCUUUUCCUCCUCCUUUAACAUAUGGAGCGUCGUCCUCUUUACCUCAGUUCCUCGGAUCCCCAGGAACAAUGACCUCGUUUUGGAAAGAACUUAUAAACGAUGUACUCUUAAUCAGCGGUUUGCCUUCCUUCACAAAUUUUUUCUGCUAAUGGACUUGUUUACACUAUUCCUGAUACCAUUAACAGUUGUGUUGUCACUUUUCUUAGUUCUACUAUUUAAGUAUUUCACGAUUUUACGAGAGAGGAUUCAGACUUAUUUUUUCGUUGUUAAACUUCUGAUGGUGCUGAGUUUCAAUGUUCUCGUUACACACACCCCUUACCAGGUGAUUACGUUCAUUGAAAACACACCAGGGUACCAAUCCUCGGAUAUCUUCUUCCUCUCCAAUCUUCUAACGAGUCUAUUUUUCACUCGCGGGAUCUGGAAUUUACUGAUAUACGGAUAUUUUAAGCAUUACGUUUGUCACAAACAGAGCCUGGCCAGCAUUCGGGCAGGAAAUUAUCCCCCUAAGACGGAGUCUUACAAACUUCCAGUACAAAGGAACCGACAGAGAAACACGCACCGGAAUGCCCUGUAAUCCUGUAUCAGAGAACUUUCUACUUAUCUCAAUUUGUCAUAUCCCUGAAUUCGUGGAAAGGUAAUUAAGUUUCUCUAAAUUGUCAUAGUAUGAUGCUCUGAAAUAAAUCGAAUAUAAACU
Ostrea edulis (European flat oyster) is the source of this 1399-nucleotide messenger RNA. Its product is annotated as neuropeptide SIFamide receptor-like. Lineage: Eukaryota; Metazoa; Mollusca; Bivalvia; Ostreida; Ostreidae. Gene Ontology annotation, biological process: neuropeptide signaling pathway. The coding region runs from base 275 to 1279 and encodes 334 amino acids. The record is from RefSeq and is a predicted model, not a curated record. Gene Ontology annotation, cellular component: neuron projection; membrane. The transcript is spliced from 2 exons. Gene Ontology annotation, molecular function: neuropeptide binding; G protein-coupled receptor activity.